This is a messenger RNA of Aureobasidium subglaciale EXF-2481, 536 nucleotides long. RefSeq lists its product as uncharacterized. The record is from RefSeq and is a predicted model, not a curated record. Lineage: Eukaryota; Fungi; Ascomycota; Dothideomycetes; Dothideales; Saccotheciaceae. The annotation marks the transcript as partial. The transcript has a single exon.
AAAAACGUCGACGCUUACCGCGAGGAUGCAGACGACGAGGUGAUGGAGACUAUAAACGAGAAUGAUGCAGCCGACUAGGAACACCAUUGUCAGGGCAAGUUCGGCAGAGUCGUAGUUGACGAGGCACAUUGUAUUAAGGGUACUCGUACUAAGGCGCAUAAGGCCGUGGUGGAGACCAACGCUGAUGCGGUGAUCCUCCUGACUGGCACACCAAUCUCGAACCGACUAUUACAGUUCUCGGGCCUCCUAAGUGUCAUCGUCAGACCCGACAUNGACCUCGACCAUCACGACGACCUCGCUGGCGACGACGAUCCGNAUGAUUACGUCCAGUCGAUGAGUGACAUAACAGAUGCCUUUAAGGGCAUGACUGUCGAGCAAAAGUUAUCCUCGGACAACUUUUCUAAGUUCUUUAAAGUCCUGAACCCCGAGAGAUUCGCCUAUCUCGCCAGGCAGGCAGAGAGCUCGGGUGCUUAUNACAACGCCGGCGUCGGUGCCGCGAUCAUCCCACCUAUAUUCUACCUAUACCUAAUCGCCCG